AGCUGUGUUCUAAAGCCUUUGGGCUACAUGGCACCUGUUUGGAGCUAAAUGCAAACUGCCCUGCUCAGUCAGAUACAUAAACAGGAGCAUGGCUGAGAGAGAUUCAAAGAGGGAUGCUGUGCAGAGCGCUUGACUAAUGGAAGGGAGCCAAAUCAUGGUUCUGUAUCCCAUAGCCAUGUCAAACGCUAGCUAGGGGGUACGUCAAAAGGUUUGUGGGGGACUCUUUCUCUAAGUCUCCUGUAAUUUUAACAUGGCUCCUUGUGUAGAAUUGCAACCCUUCUUUCUAGCUCUUGCUGCACUUCUGUGCCAUCUGGAACUUUGGUUUAGAAAACACUUAUUCCAGAUCAGAGUCUUACUUGGCACUGAGUAUAGUGGAUCCAGUACAGGUAUUCACUGCCCUUUGCUUUUCUACAUCGUGUUGUAUUGCAACCUAGAUUUCCAAUGGAUUAAGUUGCCAUUGUUACCUCUUUAUGUCCGCAGGAUACUCAACACUGUAAAGAGGUAAUAAUCAUUUCCUCAGUAACUAUCAUUGCAUUCUAAUACUGAUCUUAGUUGUCCGAGUGAUUAUCAUUAUGUAGCCAGUAUAUGGUCAUCAACACACAAGAAGGAAGUAUCAUAAGAUCUGGGGGGAAACUAAGCUUUCCUGAAGUCCAAACAAUAUUUAAACUGAGAAGAAACCUCAGGGGAAGAAUUCUCUCCUGCCAGAUAUCCCAGUGAGGAUACCGCAGUGAUGCUGCGUAGGUAUUUGGUACUGGGUGAGAACUAGGCAUGAGGGAAUGUCAUGAAGUAUCCUGGAAAAAGGCAGGUGUCCAACCAGCCAGUCAUGAAUAGAAGCACUCUGAUCUGCUGCAUUUUGUUGUGGGUCCCACUCUUAUUUUAUGCCUAAUCAUAAAAGUGCUCCAGCACUGGGAUGGUGCAGCAGGGGAACACACAGCCACCAUGUACCUUAAAUAAAGCAGGGAUGCGAGGGAAGAAUUGCAAAGUAAACCACUGAGCCAUUCACUGCUUUGCUUGGGACUGUCUAUUGGAAGGUACAGAAAUGUACUAAAGAGAUAGAUCCAGUACGGAUCCUACACAUUUUUGCGAAUAUGUAUGAAACCCAUCAAAGCAAUGGCUAGCAACUGAAAAACAAUUAAACCAUAACAAAAAAGGAAGCAUUAAGAGCGUAGUCCCAAGGGACUGCUUCUCAGUAGGCAAUCUAGGACCCAUCUGUCCAUCCUAAGCCCUGUUGUCCAGAAAUGCUAACGAUUCCCCUUGUUCAUUCCAGUUACAAUCCGCCUUUAGGUGAGGGAUAGGAAGCAGCAAACUAUUAAAUUUAAAAGACUAACUUUCUGGGAAAGAACAUUGUGGCACUAUUUUGUGUGAUUCCAAAAAGCAUCCUUGUUCUUUUUUCAUAUUUCUUUGGCCUCAGGGUACUAACUCCUGGACAAUUAUACUGCAUAUGGGCAACAAUAACUAAGCUCUUUCUAGGUAGCUGCUGAAGGAAUGUAUAGCUACUAAUUGCUGUGCUACUUGAAUCAUACCUAUGAUUAUUGGAUUAGAUCAUCCUUUUGAUAUGUCUGGAAUGACAUAGAUGCAAUAUAUUGAGAAAUAUAAAUAUAAUCCAUCCGAGAAAUAUUUAUUACAAUGCCAGUGGUUUCAAGUCAACAUCCAAACAUAUUGUGUAAAAUUCACUCAUCUCAUAAAAUUGUUUAGCCUUGACCUCCAUCACUACAUGCAUACAUUCUGUCUGAACAUUUGCAAGCAGGAGGAAGAGGAAGCAUUGUUGGAGUCAAUGUUCUGCCAUCACUUACCAAAACAGUGGAAACCAGGAAGGAGAAAAUGCAUACUUUCAGGAAAUCAAUAGAACAGAUUAUACUGGAAUAUUACGGAACAAUGAGGAACAUGCCAAAUUGAAUUUUAUCUGGCCAGGGCGGCUUAUUUUAUAAUAUUUAUUUUACCUGCCACUUGGAAGAUGACACCAAAACACGAAACACAGGAAUUUGUAACAGUUUUGGUACGAGAUCCCAGGCUACAAAGGGAAGACUACUGGCAUUCACAUAUUGACUAUGAAAUCUUCAUUCAUACAAACAGCAUGUGUUUUACAAGGAAAACAUCUUGUGUCCGACGACGGUUUCGGGACUUUGUAUGGCUUCGUCAGAGACUUCAGAGCAAUGCUGUGUUAAUACAAUUGCCAGAACUGCCAUCUAAAACUCCAUUUUUUAAUACAAAUAAUCCUCAGCACGUGGACCAGCGUCGGAAAGGCUUGCAACAAUUUCUCCAAGAGAUCCUUCAGAAUAUGCUACUGCUUUCGGACAGUAGACUUCACCUCUUCGUACAAACCCAGCUGAGUCCAGAAGAGAUUGAAGCAUGUGUAUCCGGACAGACAAAAUAUUCUGUUGCUGAAGCAAUCCAUGAAUUUGCCUGUUUGAAACGACGGUUUCCUGUAGAAGAUGAAGAGAGGAAAAAAGAGGAAAAUUAUGCAGAUUCAGAUUCUGAGAGUUCAUCCUCAGGGCUUGGACACAGCAGUAAUGAUAGCAAUUCACACGGAUGUAAAGGAAGCACAGUUCCUGAAGAAGCCUGAAGUAUCGUUUAUACAUUGCUAUCACUGAAAUGACAGAUCCAAACUUCAAUCAUGGUUGAAAGUUAUAUGUAACAAAGAUGCACCAUCCACCCAGUUGUCAAGGCAUGUCUUUUCUCCGUUUUCAAAACUGUUUGUUCAUUCAUUCAUACAUUCACAAUGCAUGUGUUCAAGCUUUUCUAAUAUUCAAUGAUAGAAAUACUGCCUGUGGCAAGAGACCUUAAAUAAAUGAGAUUUCUUGACAUAAUUAUGUGGAGUUCACUGCAAGAGAGAAGUGGUGGGAUUGGGGGUGGGGGCACUUAGAUGUUUUAUAUUAGACUAUCUAACUUUUCAAAAUUCACAAAUUGUAUUUUCAUUUAGCUUAUUUUCACAACUGUCUUUCCGAUAUACUAACUCACACCAUGUUAUAGAAAUCUGACAACUCUUAACCAAUACAUAGUGCGAUACUAUGCAUGUUUAUUCAGGAGUAAAUUCCAUGGUGUUUAAUGGGCCUUAUUCCCAAGUGUGUGUAUAGGAUUGGAGCCAGCGGACUAAGCGACCAAAUAAGUUUUCUGAUGAACGUGUUGAAAUAUUAGCUUUUACCAUAACUAUAACUGUUGGGUAUAAUCUUAUAGCCACAUAGUUACAGGCUAUUAUCCAGUAAUUGGGUUAGGGAUGCUAAAUGCCAGUUGAACUCAACAGACAUCCGUGUGCCUACCUGUGGACAACUUUGCUGUUUGCCUUGCUCUUUUUGUGACCGAGAAACAAUAUUAAAAGUAUGCAUUUAUAUUUUUAAUGAAUUUUAGAGUGAACGUUUUGACAGAGUUGUAGCAAUGAGAAACAGUACGAGAAGAUGUUAUAGCCAGUUGUAAUCAGAAACAUAUAAGGUGGUCAAUGAAAGCUGAAUCUUGCAGAUGACUAUUUAAACUAUAGGAUAAGGUAACUUUGUCAGUCACUUUAACUUCACUGGAACCCCACCCAAACAUGUAUUUCCUAAGAAAACUACUACUCAAAUCAGGUUAAUUUUUCUUAAGGAAUGGAGUAAAGUUGGAGAGAGAGAGCAAGUAAAUACUUUCAGCCAAUGGUCUUUUUUGUUGAUGUCCCAUUUACACAUCAAAGAAUCUUGCUGCUCACCUUUGGGCUUAAUUGUACAUACAUACAAAUCUAAUCCUAAUCACUGAAAGAGAUACAUGUUUAGGUAACUGUAAGAAAUUUAAUUAAAUCUGUAAGUAAGCCUAUGGUUGUAAUUGUUAUUGUAAAAUGAACAAAAGAUCUGCGACAAAAAUGCUGCCUGAAACAGGAACUGAGAAAGAAGGAACUGGAAUAAGAUGUAACUGUUUACUUUAAAAUUAUUCGUAUCUGUGCUUGUUACUGUUACUGUUAGUCUGAAGCAAUUUGUGCACUUUAAAUUCAGUAGCCUGCUGAUAUUCAGUAUACAAAGCCUAAAGAUCUCUUUAAUACCGGUGUGAUGUCACUCCCUCGAUGCCUACUCGGGAGUAAAUGAUUUAGUUAUUUCAGCCUAAGAACCGAGAAGUAUAGCAAAUGGAAGGCUUUAGCUCAACUUUUCAGUCAAAGGUUAUCUCAGAUCAUCCAAAUUCAGAUAUGAAUUGCUGGAUUUGUAAUAGUUACAGUGCUGUCAGCUUUAUCACACCUUAUAUAAAUAACACAUUGUUCCAGUAUGUUAUUCCUGUAUGUUGGGCAACUGCCUUUCACACAUGCCUACUCAGAGGUAAGACCCAAUGAGUUCUACGGGCUUUGCUUCCAGGAUUACAUUAUAUGUCUUUUUCAUGAAUGUUUUUUGUACACCAAAUACUGAUGUACCUAAAUGCUGACUAUUGCUUGUGUUCUACUGUUUAUUAUCUGUAAAAUUGUUUGUAUUUUGUCACAUUUCAAGAUAAAGUAUUCUCUAUGUAA
This is a messenger RNA of Varanus komodoensis (Komodo dragon), 4453 nucleotides long. It is a transcript of the gene SNX10, whose product is annotated as sorting nexin 10. The transcript has 7 exons. NCBI's taxonomy places the organism in Eukaryota, Metazoa, Chordata, Lepidosauria, Squamata, Varanidae. Bases 1955 to 2563 code for a protein of 202 amino acids. Gene Ontology annotation, molecular function: phosphatidylinositol binding. Gene Ontology annotation, biological process: intracellular protein transport. The record is from RefSeq and is a predicted model, not a curated record.